UCCCUCCCCGUCUCCGCUUUCCGGCCUUUGAUGUUUGAAAAAGGAAUGCCAAAGAAGAAGCAGAGGAAGAGGAGCUGUGCACGCACUUGUUUCAAUCGUAGCCUUUUGUGCUUGUGCCUGCUCACCAACCCCUCAGCCCACGGUUCCCCUCUCAGUUUCACGUGAAUCGAGGGCACAAUUGCAAGCUCCUGGAGUCACAGCCGAAAAUUGAUCAAGCGAACGGCCUCUUGUACCAGGACCAAGAUCAAAAUGGACGGCUCCAUGGACGGGCAUAUCAUAUCCGAUAUGGAAUUGGACCAUAUUCUUCGGGCUUUGAAGCCAUCCGAUCUGGAGGACAUUGGAGGCAAGGCUUGGAUUCAACAAAUGUCCAUGCUGGAAGAACUCAAUGUUCAAGCCGCUUUGGAGGCCAGGGAUGGACUUGAGGAACGAGUACGAGACUCUUUGGUGGAGCAUGAUAAACUUGGACUGGUAGUGAGAGAUAUGAUUCUGGUGGAGAUCUGGAGAGAGGAGAUCAUGCCCAGAAUUUUGCGACAGGGUCAACCAGAGAGCUCAUUCCAGCUGUACAUGGUGUUAUUCAAUGAGGCAAAUCUCUGUAACCUUCUAGAGACAAUUCUGUUUCACGGUUCCACAUGCCAAAGCUUGGAUGAGCGUGCCAUUGAUUUAGCAGACUAUUGCAUGCGCCAAAUCCACUGGCUAUUAUCACGAGAUCCUAAUCAGGAGCCCUCAGAUUUGGGUCGACUUCAUUCCAACGAGGCAAAGCUGGACACACCCUUAGUGGAAUUGGAACGCCACAACAAUGUGAUACGAUUUCAGGUUGGUUUGAAGUGUCUGACCAUUUUGCGGUAUUUAACAGAAAAUCUCGAGGAUCUGCCCUUGGGAGUGUCCACCCGGAUGGUUAUCACUCAUGAUGUUCCAAUGAGUUUGGUGUCCAUUUUGGAGGAAGAGCCUUGGACAAGAGAGCGUUCUGGUUGUGAGGAGACCUUUGAUGGUCAUCAGUGGAGGCCCAAGGAUGAGAUCCAAGGAAUCCAUAAAACAGAAGCUCAAGCUUGGUUGGCACUCUUCAAUCUACUUUCAAGACCCAAUACAAAUCAAAAAUAUGAGAUCCACGAUUACCGAAAGGCAGCUCUACUUCGAUUGCUAGGAAUUCUGUCUCGUCCAACGCCCAUGGAACUCCCAUUUAUCGAAUCCUUUCGUAAAUGGCUUCUUCAGCUUCAGCUAGGAUCCGUUCCAAGUGCAAAACCAGGUUUACUCAUCGAAUCAGUGGCCGAAAUCAAGGAAGGAUUGAUGAACAGGUAUCGUGACAAGUUUGAUUCCAUUGCCAGCGAUCAGUCCCACAUCUUCCUCAAAAACAACCAAGAACUUUUUGACGUGGAGAUCACCAAGUUGAUCCACACGUUCGAGAAUACCGCCGUUCAAAAGUUGUUGAAGGAUGAUGAUCCAACUCACAUGGAUAAAAAGGCAUGCGUGGUGUGCCAGUCAACUCCCGCCAAGAACCGUUGCUCAAGGUGUCAUUCCGAGUGAUAUUGCAGACGAGAGUGCCAAUUGAAGCAUUGGCCUAAGCACAAGGAGAUUUGCUCUCAAAGAAUGUCCGAUUAUAAGGCGAAAAAUGCGGGGGCUAUGUCCAAAAUAGAAGAGAUUUUGGCCACUUGAAGUGUAAUUGGGGCAUUUGGAAAGAUACUUACAGAAGGUGUUGAAAAUUCUUGUAAUUUUUUGGGGAAAGUGCUGAAAAUACAAAGAAGUCAUCAAAAUUUAUUGAGUGUGUGGCGCGGUGGGUUUUUGAGUGGUUUCAGAUCAAUUUGCCAUCCCAAGACUG
Messenger RNA from Tigriopus californicus, 1813 nucleotides. RefSeq names its product zinc finger MYND domain-containing protein 10-like (gene Zmynd10). Bases 250 to 1521 code for a protein of 423 amino acids. NCBI's taxonomy places the organism in Eukaryota, Metazoa, Arthropoda, Copepoda, Harpacticoida, Harpacticidae. The record is from RefSeq and is a predicted model, not a curated record. The transcript has 5 exons. Gene Ontology annotation, cellular component: cytoplasm.